AACAAAAUGAAGUGGAACCGAGGGUAAUAAAAAUGUAGUUCUGCCAUAAAUAGCUUACGCGAUAUUCAUACUUUUCAUACCAAUUUGAUAACCCGUUUUGUAAAAAAAAAAAAAAAAAAAAAAAACAUGAACAAAAGUAUAGUUUUAACUUUGACGUAUGUGACAUUUGUUUCCGGGUGAAGAGGGACAGGAAAGAGACCGCCUGACCUGCUAAACCUUGAUUGACAUGGCAGCCAAUGGAGCAAGCUGUGAACAGCCUCAGAAACGAGCAGGAGCUAAAGACAGACAGAAUGGCAAGUCUACAGACUUCUCAGUAAGGGAGAGGCGACAGAAAGAUAAGGAGGAUCGCCUGUCCCUGGUGUUAUGGAGGAGGCCUGUCACCACGCUGCAUUAUUUCCUCCUGGAGACCCUCAUCAAGUUAAAGGAGUGGACAUUUAAGCUUUGGCAACGACGAGGUGUGGUGUUCUUAGUUUUGGUGUUGUGUUCUCUGUUCUCCAUUGCCUACUCCACUGAGGGAGCUCACCAACAAUAUGUUGAGUAUCUGGAGAAGAGGUUUCUGUGGUGUGCCUACUGGGUUGGCCUUGGAAUCCUGUCCUCUGUCGGCCUUGGGACUGGCCUGCACACCUUCCUCCUUUAUCUGGGUCCUCACAUAGCAUCAGUUACCCUUGCAGCAUAUGAGUGCGGCUCUACAGACUUUCCAGAGCCUCCUUACCCAGACCAGAUUGCCUGUCCACAAGGUGGAGGGGUAGAGGGAAGUAUCUCCCUCUUGACAAUCAUGUCAAAGGUUCGCUUGGAGGCCUGCAUGUGGGGGGCAGGCACUGCCAUCGGAGAGCUGCCUCCAUAUUUCAUGGCCAGAGCAGCUCGUCAGUCAGGAGCUGAUCCAGAUGAUGAAGACUAUGAGGAGUUUGAGGAGAUGCUGGAGCAGGCGGAGGGUGCUCAGGAUUUUGUCACAAGAGCCAAACUGGGAGUCCAACAUAUGGUGCAGAAAGUGGGAUUUUUUGGGAUCCUGGCAUGUGCCUCUAUCCCUAACCCUCUCUUCGACUUGGCUGGAAUAACUUGCGGUCAUUUCAUGGUUCCCUUCUGGACAUUCUUUGGAGCAACUCUAAUCGGGAAAGCCAUCAUCAAAAUGCAUAUACAGAAACUCUUUGUGAUCAUCACCUUCAGCAAGCACAUAGUGGAGCAAAUGGUGUCACUCAUAGGCUCUGUGCCCAAAGUGGGACCAGCACUCCAGAAGCCCUUCAGUCAGUACCUGGACGCACAGAGGAACAAGCUGCACCAUGCUGGAGGCAGUGCACCGGCGGAUGAGAACUGGCUGUCAUGGGUAUUUGAGAAGGUGGUGCUGGUCAUGGUUUGCUACUUUGUCAUCUCCAUUGUUAACUCCAUGGCUCAGAGCUAUGCCAAACGUCUGCAACAGCAGAGGCACUCAGAGGAGAAAACCAAGUGAUGACGACACACAGCGAUACCAACAUCCAAGUGACUGUUUCCUGCUGCUGCUGAGAGCCCUUCACUCAGCCCCAGCCACCUACAACUUAACAACAAACCUCACCCCACCCCCAUUCAUUCUCAGACGCUGAGCGCUCAAAAAAAACUAGGCACUAUUUGAUGGUGUGUGUGCUUUUAAGGGUGUAUGUAUUUACUGUUCAUCCCUCUUCUUUAGGUUUUGGUAGUUCUUCCUCUCAUCUCAUCUCACUCUGUAGGUAUGUGUAGUGUGAUUGGUUCCAUUUCUGAUCUUAACAUGUUACUUUAAUGUUAAAUUAACCCAUUCAUUGACCUCAGAUGUUAAGCAGCAGUUUGGCGGUGACUGCUGCGUUCGGGCAGUGCCCAUCAGAUGCUAUGCCUUAUGCAAGACAGGAAGGUCUGACCUCCCUUGAAUAUAGUUCUUGACUUCUAAACUUGAUUUUUAUUUAAUUUUGUACCAUUAACGUUUGGAUGGAUCUUGACUUGUUUAUGCAGUGUGCUGCUGAGAUAACUUCUAUGGAUGGUCUUACUUUCAGGGUUUAACUUUCCUCAUGUUUCUGUCCUCUUAAACAGAAAGAAGUUCUUUUUGUUUUGUUUGUUUCUGGAAUUGUCAACUUAAAAUGACAGUGAAAAAAGCAAUAUCAACUAAAAACAGUGUGGUAUUGAUGGUUUGCACAUUGUGUAAAUAUCUUAUCUUUUUGACAGUAUGAGCAGAUGUGUUUGUGGACAUGAGUGGACUUGAACCAAAACAACGAAAAAAAAGAUAUCAUUUGUAAAGUGGCAUUGUACUCUCAGCUGACUAGUACCAUUUCUAUUCUGUACAUUUGGGUUGAACCUUGGAUUGGAUCAUAUAUAAAAUCUGUACAUCAUUGCACUUGUUUUGUCAUUUUUAUAGUCUCUUGUAGAAAAAGCUGAACUGAUUUUGUAUGAAUGGCUGUAAUUUGUUUUAACCAUCACAAUCCCAAUGUUCUCUUUGAAUUGAUCACCUCUGAGGUAAGUGAACUACCACUCGUUCAAUUUCAUUUGAUAUAUUUAUAGUAUUUCUGAGAGGAAGAUUCAUGUUCUUUCCUUCAAAGUCACUGCUAAAUUGUUCUCACUUUUCUUUGGACUUCACCCUGUUGGUUCGGACUAACUGCCUGACUCCUGGCAGUGUUUGGGAUAAGUCCUGCAGGACACAGGUCCUGGUGGACUGGAAAGAACAGGUUCCUUUCUGUCUUUUUGGUAGUGUCCUCAUAAACAUCACUUUCCCAUCCCAUCAGCUAGCUUAUCAGACUGGUGUUGGCUGUUUAAUUUGCACGGCAACAGCUCUCUGUAAGCUGACUGAAGUUGUGGGUCUUCAGCAUUUCAUCUGUGCCUCUAAGCAUAUACUAAGACUGCACUUCCACUGGUCCUUUAGUGCAACAACCUGUCUAGUGUGUGACUUUGAUUUUAUGCUUAUUAAGCCAGUUCUUAAUAAACUGAUGUAAACUUGAUGACCAAUAAAGGAACUGAAAUUUGUAA
Messenger RNA from Notolabrus celidotus (New Zealand spotty), 2958 nucleotides. It is a transcript of the gene vmp1, whose product is annotated as vacuole membrane protein 1. The coding region runs from base 227 to 1444 and encodes 405 amino acids. The record is from RefSeq and is a predicted model, not a curated record. The transcript has 12 exons. NCBI's taxonomy places the organism in Eukaryota, Metazoa, Chordata, Actinopteri, Labriformes, Labridae.